Molecule: messenger RNA, 5706 nt
Organism: Closterium sp. Naga37s-1
Lineage: Eukaryota; Viridiplantae; Streptophyta; Zygnematophyceae; Desmidiales; Closteriaceae
Source: the annotation of a GenBank genome assembly
AUGCGUGUCUUGUGUUGGGCCUGGUCGUGGGCGGGGCCGGCAGAGAUCGAGCGGCUGCUGCGCGCGGAGAAGGAGGCGAGGGUGGCACGGGGCGUGCAGGUGGAGCUGGAGGAGGCGAAGAGAGCUUUGGAAGAAGCGGAGUUCAAGAAUCGCGACUUCGCCAAGAUGCUCACAACUGCCGAGGCUAACGCUGCUCGUCUCAAGGAGCAGGCGGCUCAUCUGACUGCGAAACUCCAAGACGAGCGUCGGGAGCGGGAGAAGCUGGAGGAGCAAAUGGAACAGCUGGCGGAAGGAUCCGGCAAUGCGGCGCACCUGACGGCAGCAGUGCGUAAAGAGAACGACGAGCUUAAAGCGCGGGUCUCCCUGGCGGAGCAGCGCCUGGCGGACGCCCAGCGCCUGGAGGCGGAAUUCAAGGCGAUGACGGGGCAGCGCGCGGACCUGGAGCUGCAGGCGGAGAUGGGGCGCAUGGGGAAGGAGAGCGCGGAGAAGCGCGCGGCGGAGGCGGAAGGGAAGGUGAAGAUGGCGGAGGAUGAGGGGAGGCGCGCGGUGUGUGUGCUGGAGGAGAAGAUGAAAGGGAUGCAGCGGGAGAAGGAGCAGCUGGCGGAGGAGCUGCAGGCGGCGGUGAGGGGGAGGGACGCGAAGAAGGGGGAGUUGGCGGGGAGGAUUGCGCGCCUCGAGGCGGAACUUGCGGAGAUGAAGCGCGAGGCGGGGAGAUUGCAGGAGGCGGCGAAGGAGGCGGCGAGGCAGAAGGCGGUGGAGAUGGAGGGGCUGCAGAGGGAGCUGGAUGCGGCUGCUGCUGCGCUGGCGGAGGUGAAGCUGAAGCGCGGGGAGGCGGAGGAGGCUCUGCGCGCGGAGAAGGAGCGGAGGCACGCGGAGGUGGCGGCUGCGGUUGGUUCCGCGGAGAGGAGAUGCGCGGAGUACGAGGAGAGGAUCGGGGGACUGCUGAAGGAUGUUGAGAGGUUGGAGAGAGAGAAGGUGGAGCUGAUCGGGAAGGUGCAGCGCGGUGAGGAGGAGUGCAGACGGGUGUUGAAGCUGGGCCGUGAGGCUGAGUUGAAGGUGGGACGGCUUGAGAAGGAGUUGAAGGGGGUGGAGGGGGAAAGGGAGAGGAUGGGGAAUGAGCUGGGUGUUUUGCGCGCGGUUCUGGAGGAUGCGGAGCGGCGCAUGGAGGCGCAGGCGGAGGAGGCGCGCGCGCAGCUGCGCCACUCGUACGAGGCAACCAAGGAGGAGGCGCGGAAGACGGGCGCGGAGAUCGAGGUGCUGCGGCGGGAGGUGGAGGUGAGCGCGCGCGAGGUGGCGGAGCUGGUACGGAGGGCGGAACAGGCGGAGGCUGCGGCGGCGAAGGAGGCGGAACGGAGGUUGGCGGAGAGCAGCGCGGCGGAGAGUGUGCGCGCGAGGCUGGAGGCCAGGUGCAGGGAGGCGGAAGAGCGCGUGGUGCAGCUGGAGGGGGUGGUCGCUGGGGAGGAGGGCGAGAUCGCUGGUCUGCUGGAACGCGCGACAGCAGCUGAGGCGGCCGGAAAGAAGGCAGAGAGCGAGCUUUGGGCGAUGGAGGCGGCGAAGGAAAAGGCGGAGACUGAGCUCGAGAGAGUGUCAGCGGAAUGCGAGAGACUGGCGCAAGAUAUGGGGAUCCUGCGCGAGGUGGUGGAGGAUGUUGAGGGGCGCGUGGAGCGCGAGGCGAGGGAGGCUACUGGGCUGCUGGUAAAGCUGAGUGCUGCUGAAAAGGAGGUUGACGGGCUGAGGAGGGAAGUCGAGGAGGAGAGGGCGAGGGCGGAGGAUGCUGUGAGGGAGAAGGCGGAGGCGUGCGCGGAGGUGGAGGAGGGGAGGGGGAGGACUGCAGCGCUGGAACGUGUGGUGGAGGAGGUACGGGAGUCGCUUGCAGCUGCGACGGAGGACGCGGAGAGGGAAAAGGCCGGGAAGGACGAGGCGGAGGCGGAGGUUGCGCGCUUGAAGCGGGAGAUGGCGCGGGAGAGGGGGGAGUUGGGGGAGAAGGUGGCGGAGCUGCAGGCGCAGGUGGAUAAGCUGGCUGGUGAGUUGGAUGCGGCGGGGGAUGAGCGCCAGACGAUGCAGGCGAGGGUUGACAAGCUGCUGUGCGACGUUUCGCAGCUGUCGCACGACAAGGGUCGCAUGGAGGCGGAGCUGAGAGAGGUUCGAGCGGCAGUCGUUGAGAAGGAAAAGGCUUUGGCCCGCGCGGAGGAGCAUCUGGCGGAGAUUGCGCAGGAGGCGGAAGGACUCCGGGGACAGUUGCGCAACGCGGAGGCGGACGCGGAGAAGGCGGCGAAGGCUGAGGAGGAGGAGAGGGCGGGGCGGGAGGAGGCAGAAGCGAAGGUGAGCGGGUUGGAGGAGAGGGAGCAGCGACUGGUGGGGAAAUACGAGGAGGAGAUUCAAGUGCUUCAGGAGAGGGUCGCGGGGUUGGAGCGGAAGCUGUCGGCGGAGCAGGAGCGCCGGCGCGAAGAAGCGGAGCAGCUGGCGGAACAGCUGGAGGAGGCGCGGGCGGCGCUGGAAGACGCGCGUGCGGAGGAGAAGCGCGCGAGGGAGGAGGCGGACCGGCUGAGCGAGGAGCUGGCAGCGGUGGUGCUCGCCUCUGGGGCUGCGCAGCGGGAGCUUCAGGCGGAGAAGGCUGCGCGCGAGGGGGCUGAAGAGAAGGUCGAGGCAAUGGAGAAGGAGAAAGAGGCGAUGAUGCGAGAUCAUGAGGAUGCGGUGGCGGAGCUGCGCCGGGCGAUGGAGAGUGGGCAGGAGGAGGCGGAGAGGGAGAACUUGUGGCGCCGGAACGAGGUGGACGAGGUGAAGGGGGAGAUGGGGUCGAUCGUGGCGGGGCUGGAAGGGAAAGUGGCGGAGAUGGAAACGCGGGAGGGGAGGAUGGAGGAAGAAGCGCGGCGGAAGCAGGAGGAGAUGGAGGCGUUGGAAAAGCAGGUGAAGGAGCUGGAGUGGGAGAUGAGGCGGCGGAAUGAGGAGCAGCGGCAGGGGCUGAUGGCGGCGGCGCAGCGAGGGGUGGAGAGCGGGCGCGUGGGGGAUGCGCUGGUGGAGGAGGUGAAGGAGCUGCUGGUGAGGCUGGAGCAGGAGGGGGUGCGCGCACAGCAGGUGGCGCAGACGGAGGAGAGGAUGCGUGAGCUGGAGGCCAGGCUGGCAGACGCAGAUGAGCAGCUUGCUGAGCUGGCGGACAAGGAGGAACAGCUGUCAGCGUCUGAGUGGACCAUUGAGCGGAUGGGCGAGGAGCUGAAGCGCGCCAAGGAGGGCACUGAAUCCCGCAAGGCGGAGGUGUCCCAGCUGCAGCACCAGCUGCUGUGCGCGUCCGCCACGCUGGAGGAGCGCGAGAAGGACCUGGACGCGCUCAGGCGCAUGCUGGAGGAGUCCAACAGCAAGCGCUGGCGGCGCGCGCGGCAGAUCAAGCGCAUGGAGUGCGAGCUGGCUGCGCUGAGGGAGGAGCUGGGGCGCGAGCGGAAGCGACGGAGGCCUGAAGGGAGCGGAAAAGAGGGCAGGGAGGAGGAGCGUGAGGAGAGUCCUGUGCGGUUGGCUUCUGGGUCGGUGCUUGCAGUUGGAAUGGGAGGAGCUCAGCAGGAGGGAAGUGGAACGCCUGGGCUGAUCUUGGCGCCGAAUCCUGGGCAGAGCGGGCUGUAUGCGAGGAGGUUUAGGAGCCGGGUGGCUGCUAUGGCUGCUGAGGGUAGGGACGGGGUUGUGGAGAAGGGUGAGACGAAUGGCAGUGCAGGUGGAGGGAUUGUGGGGGGUGAAGUGUCUGCAACGGAAGGCGGUCUCAAUGCGGUCAUGGCAGGUGCUGCUGAGGAGGAAGAGGACGAGGAGGAAGCACCUAAGGCACUGAACUUCGAUUUGGUGGAACAGGAAGAGACUGGCGCAGGAGUACUGGGCGGUGCGAAGGUGUUAGUCCUGGAGGCAGAUCACGGCAAGAAGGUCACGACAGAAGCUGAGGUUGCAGAAGCAGAGUUUGCAGAAGUGGAGCUAGCAGCCUUGAGGUUCGGCUUUGAGCAAGAGGUGAUGGGUGAAGUAGUGGGCGGCCUCGAGGUGGGAAUUUCUCGGCUCCAGAAGCUGCUGGGCGAGGCUGAGAAGAAGCAGGGAGAGGCAGAGGAGGAGGCAGGAAAGGCGAGGGUGAAGCUGACGGUUCUGGAGAAGGAGCUUGCUGCUGCCGAAGCGGUGGUUAUGCACGAGAGGAGGGCUGCUGCUGCUGUGAGGGUUGACUUGUCUGCUGUGACAAGCGAGCGCAACGGGUUGCUGCAGAAGGUGGUGAAUCUGGGACAGCAGGAGCGGGCAGUUGUGGAGGCAACGGGGGGUGCGGAAGGGAAUGAGAUGGGGAGUGAGGUUGCUGCGCUGAAAGCUGAGUUCGCCGCUAUGGUGAGCGAGAGAGACGGGCUGCUUGAGAAGGUAAUGGAGAUGGAGAAGCAGGUGCGGGCUGCUGGUGAGGAGAAGGGCGGAAUGGAGGAGAGGUUGUUGGAGGGAGAGGCUGAGAGGCAGCGGCUGGUGGCAGCUGUGCAGCAGAAGAGUGAGGAGAUUGAACGGCUGGAGGUGAUGGUUGCGGAGAUGGGGAAGAGAGGGCGCUUGGAUCACAUGGGGACGGACGUUGCUGCUGGUGAGGGGAUGGGAGAGGGCGUCGAGGAGGCAAAGGGAGGGAGUGGGGAUGAGGAGGCAGUGAACAGUGGUGUAGUGGAUGGAGAGCAGGGAUUGGACGGGGAGGUGAGGAGGCUGCAGGGGCUGAUAGGGGAGAUGAAGGGAAGAGAGGAAACGGCAAAGAAGGUGGCUGCAGAGAAGGCUGCUCUGGCUCAGCGGCUGGAGGGGAGGCUGAAGAAGGUGGAAGGGGAUUUGAAGGAGAGGGAGGGGAAAGACGCGCUGCUGAAGCGGCAGUGCAAGAACGCAGAAGGGGAGCUGGAAGCUGCGAGGGAGGAGGUGAAGGCUGCAGUGCAAGCAAGGCAGGGGGUUGAGGCACAGGUGAGGGCCAUGACAGAGGAGGCUGCAGGGCUGAAGCGAGCAGCUGAUGAGGCGGAGAAGGGGCGCCAUGAAGCAGAAGCGAAGCUAGCAGACGCUAACGGGCAGCUGAAGAGGCUUGAGGCAGAGUUGGAGGAGGUCCGGGCAGCAAAAACUGCUCUGGAGGGUGAAAAGGGAGAGAUGGUGCUGCAGCUGGAAUCUGAAGCGGAGCAGCUGAGGGAGAGGGUUGCGGAGUAUGAAAGGCAAGCGGAGGAGGCGCAGGCGGGUGCGGCAGUUGCGGCGGAGAGGAUUGAGCAGGAGCUGAAGGUGAGUGCAAGCCGGGUGAGUCAGUUAGAGAAGGAGGUGGAGAGGCGGAAGCAGGGAGAGAAGGAGCUGAGGAAGGAGAUUCUUAGGCUGGAAGGAGAGAAGGAUCUGAGUAAGAAGCUGCUUGCUGCAAAGGAGAUUGGGGAGGGGAUUACAGCGAGAGGGGAGGGGAGUCGUUCCAUGGGGUUGAGCAACAGGGCUGCUGGGGGUGGGGUGGUGUUUCCGCGGGUUGUGAACGAGGCUGGUGCGGAAGGUGGGAUGGGUGCGGGCCGAUCUGCACUGAAGUCCUGGGCAGGAGGGAAUGGGGCGGGGGUGGAGGCGACAGGUGGGAGGGGGAAUGUGAACAAGAUGAUUGCUAAUCUUUCUGCUGCCUUCCGAGUUGCCAGCCCCACCAAGCCUGUUAAAGUGCAGCGUCUUGCGGUGGUGACUGGGCAGGAAGGGAUUGAUGCGGUAAACAAGGAGAAUGAGGGAGUGUAG